CAUACCUCAAUUUUUUGAAAUAGCACAAUUUUGUGCUUCAUGCAAAACUAACUUUAGGCGGAGGACGUUGGUAACUCUGUUACAAAUUCUUGUAUUCACUGGGGAUGAUGCUUCACCAGUGUAUAACUAUAAAUAGAGCAUGUACAGUGUGAAAGAUUCAGUCUGGUCCUGUCCGUAGGAGAGUGUAAACAAAGUUGUAAAUACUUACUGAUACACAGAAAUCUCAGAUAUGAGGUACUAAGUACCCAGACAUCUUAGAAACCUUGUGCUAAAAAUAUCUUUGCUGCUUCAGAAAAUAUUUUGAGAAAAAUAUUUUGCUUGUUGUCCUUGUAAGAGUUGGAUAGAAGUGAUAUUGCAUUUACUAGUACAGAGACAUCUGGUGCUUAAACUACAUUUGUAAAAAACCGGUACAUUUACUGGUAAAUUAUGAAAUGGUUUUUGAUAUGGUCUAAGUACUUGUUGUUGGUAUCCAACCCUAAACAAAACAACUGUAAGGUUACUGUGACUACCAUUAUUUUAUGUUUAAAACACAUACAUCAGUAGUUUAAACUCUAUAACAAUUCUUUUCGGCACAUGUUUUAAAUUUCUAUAUUUUCUUUGCACACAUUAGUAGUAACUGGAUAAUGCUUUAAUUUGCAAUUAAUUGUUAUUAGAUAUAUUUUAUUUUCCAAUAGAAGAUGUUUGACCAAUCUUCACAAGAUGAUGGUAAAUGUCCUGGACAAAGAAAAAGGUUUUUUAUGCCGAAAAUGCAAAGAAAAUUUGUGAAUCUAGGUUCAAUGACAGGGAGAUGGAUGAAAAUCAAAUCAAAGAAAUGUUGUAAAUCAGAUGAGGACCUUGCUCGACUUUUGAUCCAAAGCUUACAUCAGCUUGAUCAACAAAUUAGGUAUGGCGGUCAUAUUUCUAGAUAUUUGAAGAGAAGAAACAUACCGAAGCAUGAGAGUUAUAGGAUAAUUACACUUCAAACUGAUGUAUGGGCGCGCUGGAGAGAACUGCAAUGUUCUCUUCAAGUUAAUUCUAACAGUCAAUUUGCAAAUGUGCUGAUGAAUGCAUGGCAUGACAGAGCUGACUACAUACCGAAACUUUGGGAUGCCUCUAAAGCUAGUCAACGGGCUCCUGUAAAUGAGACCCAAGUAAUUCAGGUCGUGAAGAAGGAAGCUGGUAUGACUGAGGCACCUGUGAACGAGACCUCAAUGCAUAAGAACCUUGUGGAAAGUGCUAAUGUUAAUGAGGCUUUUGUGAAUGAGACCUCCAUGAAUAAGUAUCUUGUGGAGGAUGCUUCUGUGAAUAAGGCUCCCGUCACUGAGCCCAUCAGGAGUACAUGGAAUUAUCUUGUGGAAGAUGCCCCUGUGAAUGACGCUUCUGUGAAUAACACCUCCAGGAAAAGUUCUUUGUACUUUGUAGAAGAUGCUUUUGUGAAUAAGGCUCCUGUGACUGAGGCAUUGAAUAAAUACCUUGUGGAAGAUGCUUCUGUGAAUAAAGCUCCUGUGACUGAAGCCUUGAAUAAGUAUAUUGUGGAAGAUGCUUCUGUGAAUAAGGCUCUUUGGACAGAGGCCUUGAAUAAGUAUCCUAUGGAAGAUACUUCUGUGAAUAAAGCUCCAGUGACUGAGGCCUUGAAUAAGUACCUUGUGGAAGAUGCUUCUGUGAAUAAAGCUCCUAGGACUGAGGCUUUGCAUAAGUACCGUAUGGAAGAUGCUUCUGUGAAUAAGGCUUCUGUGACUGAGGCCUUGAAUAAGUAUCCUGAGGAAGAUGCUUCAGUGAAUAAAACUUCUUGGACUGAGGCUUUGAAUAAAUACCUUAUGGAAGAUGCUUCUGUGAAUAAAGCUCCUGUGACUGAGGCCUUGGAUAAGUGUCCCGUGGAUGAUGCUUCUGUGAAUGAAGCUCCUUUAAGUGAGGGUUGUAUGAAUAAAUGUUAUUAUCUUAUGGAAGAUGUCCCUGAUGCUUCUGUGAAUAACACCAUCAGGAAUAAGUAUCUUGGUGAAGAUGUCCUUGUGAAUAAGGCUCUUGCCACUGUGGCCUUCAAGAAUAAAGUCCUUGUUGAACAUGCUUAUGUGAAAAAGGCUCCUGCCCCUGGAAAUGAUGCUCCUGUGGCUGAGGACUUAGGGAAUAAGUUCCUUGUUGAAGAUGCUUCUAUGAAUGUGAUUCCUGACACUUUGAAUGAGGUACUAGUGAAGCAAGAAAUAAUGACAGAUCAGUCAGACAAAAUUAGCAGUGAACCAUGCAGAGAAGUGUCACCAGAAUGUCCAGAUGUGAAAGAAGAAUAUGUUAGUGAGGGAGAAGAAAGUGUUAGUGAGGAAUCAGAGUCUGACACAGAAAUUGAAAAUAUAAUGAAUUACCUUAAAGCUGAUAAGAAAAUGAUCAAGAUAACUGAAGAUGCUACUUCUACUGAAGAUAAUGCAGAAUUAGGAAACAGAAGGAGAAGCUCAAGAGUUCAGUCACGGGGUUACAGGCCUAAUUAUGCAAGCUUGGAUUGGAUAAAUGACCAUGAGAAAAACAGUGAUGAUAAUGUAUCUGAAAUUGUGGUUACAAAGGAGGACAAACAUAUACAUGGAAGAAGACAGCAUACUUCUCCUGCUGACACUACAGUGACAGAAGAUGAUAAGUUUAAAAAUGAUUUUAAAACUAAAAGGAAAGUAAAAGAUCCUGAUUUUUUUCCUGAUGAAAUUGAAUGUCUUGAAAAUUUGGAUGAAAUUGAUGAUAGUUCUGAAACUGAUGAUGAGGAAAGCUACACACUAGAGAAUGAAGGUGAUAGCUUGACAGAAUGUAAGAAUAAAGAUAUGAGAAAGAGAAAAAGAAAAUUUGGUAAAUCAGUUGGUAAUAAUUGUAAGAAAAGGAAAAAGUCAUGGGUCCAUAUAAAACUAGAUGAGCAUCAGGACAAGUACAGUAAAGAAAUUGUCAAAUCAUUUGCAAGAAAAGAUCGUAAUGUUGAUGUAACAGAAGAAUUAUUCAAAUGUUUAAUAUGUGGUAAUUUCAAGUCCACAGCUAGAGAUCUUUUUGAGGAACAUAUUGAAAAACAUGUGAAUAAGGUCCUGGAAUGUGACAAAUGUUCUUAUGUAGGUAACUCUGAAUUUGUGUUAUUAAAGCAUAAGUUUUCUGUUGGACAUGCAUCUGGAAAUAAACAGUUUAUUUGUGAUAUAUGUGGCAUAGUUCUGUACACAUCAGACGCUAGAUUGUCACAUAUGGGAAAGAAGCACGGUGACCCUCAGUUUAAAUGCAGUUACUGUGAUGAAAAGUUUGCUACAAAUAGUAGAAGAAAGAAGCAUCAUAGAACAGUACAUACUGACCUUGUCAAGUAUUGCUUCAUCUGUGAAUCUGAUUACAGUCACUUAAGUUUGGAAUACUUCAGAGAUCAUCAAAGUUCUUGCAAGGUCACAAAUCAGUGCCAGGUAUGUGGUGUAUGCCUGUCAACAAAGAGUGGAUUAAAGAAACAUAUAGAAUCUAUACACAUGAAUGUGAGAAAUUACCAGUGUUCUACAUGCCCAUAUUCUGCAAAAUGUGCCCAGAGACUUAAAGAGCAUGAAUUGAGUCAUAGAAGUGAUCAUCAAUACUUUUGUGACAAAUGUACAUUUACAUGUGUUCAAAAAUACCAGCUAAAGUCUCACAUGAGAACACAUACUGGGGAGAAACCAUAUAAGUGUUCACAAUGCAAGUUUGCAGCUGCAUGGAAUGUUCAGCUAAAGGAACAUGUCAAAGUUCACGGGAUGGAAAACACAGUGGCAUGUUCACAUUGUGAUAUUGUUUUUCGUAAUCAAAAAGCUUUAAAAAUGCAUGAGAAAAAAGAUCAUCCUGAAAUUCCUGGAAAUAUUAAAAAAUCGAAAAAGCGACGAUAGUUAAUGUUCAUACUUGUGUUAAGACUGUACAUUGUACAACAAUAAGUUUAAACAUAAUAUUUUGUAAUUUUUUUUCGCCUAAAUGGCUUUCAUACCAGUGGAUUACGGAGAAUGGUGUUUUUAUAUUUAUGUACACAUUUUGCUUUGUUUUCUGUAAAUUGAGAAAAAAGUUAAUAAUAGAAUAAAAUAGAAAUAAAGUAAACUUUACUCCACCAGAA
Ruditapes philippinarum (Manila clam) is the source of this 4045-nucleotide messenger RNA. RefSeq lists its product as uncharacterized. The transcript is spliced from 6 exons. NCBI's taxonomy places the organism in Eukaryota, Metazoa, Mollusca, Bivalvia, Venerida, Veneridae. Bases 678 to 3827 code for a protein of 1049 amino acids. The record is from RefSeq and is a predicted model, not a curated record.